AACACUCUUGUGAUUGACACACCAAGAAUAAGAAAGCAAACGCGUCAGUAUUCCACCCUGCGUGGAGAGGGUGGUGAUCUGUCUGACAUGGACAGCGAUGACGACUACCCACCCCAUAAUUCCCGUCAAUCUCGGGCCUCUCGACGCUCUGACCGGCAUUCUGGUGGAGGUUACGGGCGCACAGACUGCUUCCGAGUGGAGAAACACCUACUUGUUUAUGGAUGGGGCCGCUGGCGGGAUAUCCUGUCUCAUGCUCGCUGUAAACGGCGUCUCAGUGAACGUGAUGUGGAAACCAUUUGUCGCGUCAUCCUGGUUUUCUGUCUGAUACAUUACCGUGGAGAUGAGAACAUCAAAAGCUUCAUCUGGGAGCUAAUCACCCCUCCAGAGAAUGGACGAGAGCCACAGGCUCUGCUUAAUCACUCUGGUCUGUCCAUCCCUGUCCCUCGUGGCAGGAAGGGGAAGCGAGUGAAGGCUCAGAGCUCUUUUGAUGUGCAGAAAGUUGAGUGGAUCCGCAAGUACAAUCCUGACAGUCUACUGCUUGAUGACAGUUACCGAAAACACCUCAAACAUCAGUGCAACAAAGUGUUGCUGAGAGUACGUAUGCUGUAUUACCUGAAGCAGGAGGUCAUUGGAGAGCAUGCUGAUUCUGUAUUAAGAGGAGCUGAUGCAAGGGAUAUUGAUAUCUGGUUGCCUGAAAUGGAGCAGCAAGAUGUUCCGUCUGGCUGGUGGGAUGCAGAAGCUGACCGUUGUUUGCUUAUCGGAGUCUAUAAGCAUGGAUAUGAAAUGUACACCACCAUGCGUGCUGACCCCUGCUUGUGUUUUGUUGAGCGAUGUGGCCGUCCAAAUGAGCAGGACAUUAAUGCGGAGCAGCAAGCAGUAGACCCAGAGCUUGGGGAGGGAGGAGACUACGACAAGUACUCUGAAGAUCCAGAAUUUAAGCCUGCGACAAGGCACACUAAGGAGGUGUAUGAGGAGGCUGAUUCGGUGAAUGCAGAUGGUGAUAUUUGUGUGGAGGAUCGCUCUGUUCCUGUGCAGGUCGAGGGGCCAUCUUCGGGAUCAUCAGAUUUGUGUUAUUGGCCAACGAGCUCAUCGCUUACAGCCAGACUACGGCGUCUUAUCACAGCCUACCAACGCAGUUACAGGCGAGAGCAGCUUAAGAUGGAGGCAGCAGAGAAGGGCGACCGUAGACGUAGACGGUGUGAACAAGCCACUAAACUCAAAGAGAUAGCCCGACAAGAACGACAACAAAGGUGGACUCGUAGGGAGGAGUGUGAUUUUUACAGGGUGGUAUCGACCUUUGGCGUUGAAAGGAUAAAGAAAGAGGUAGAGGCUCUAGAAGGGGAUGAGCAUCAUAUGGACUGGAAUCAUUUUCGUUCGUUUGCUCGGCUUGAUAAAAAAACAGAUGAAAGCUUGACGCGUUACUUCAAGUGCUUCAUGUCCAUGUGUCGGAAAGUGUGUCACCUUCGGCCUGCACGUGGAGAAGAAUCUCAAGAUCUGUCCCAAUCCCUGGCCCCCAUCACAGAAGAACGAGCCUCGCGCACACUCUACAGGGUCAGCUUGCUGUGUCGGCUACGUGAACGUGUUCUUCGUCACCCCUCGUUAGAGGAACGCCUCAGUCUGGCACCACCCAGCUCUGAUCUGCCCAACUGGUGGAGCUUCCCACAGCACGACCACGAGCUGCUCUUAGCUGCUGCUAGACAUGGCGUCAGCCGCACUGAACUCUCGAUCUUCUCUGACCCACAGUACUCAUUCAGUCAGGCCCGUCUCGACUACCUCCAGAACCAGCAAGCCCAAGCUGCCUCACAGAUUCAAUCGUUAAGUCAGUCACAGGAUUCGACCAGUAUCAAAGAGGAGAGCCUAGAUGAUGAGUCUCGGCUGCUAGGGGUGGAGACCCUCUGUCCGUCAGACUCCCCAGCCAUGCUCCUCUCCCAUUCUGAGGGGAAAGUUGGAGUUCAGGCUGGAUGGGCCUGGAAGAAGAGCAAAAACAAUGGGCCGGGUGAGAAUAAAGGAGGAGGAGAGAGAGGUGAAGGCCCAUCAGACUCUGACUCCGAUUCAGACUCUGGCUCGUCGUCUUCCUCCCGUCAUUCGGGCAGCUCGGAUGAUAGCGGCGACAGUGAUGGAGAGAGAGAACGAGCAGCAGCUCUUAAGAUGUGUGAUGGUGAUGAAGAAAACAGCCUCCUCUCACUCACACCAUCUCAAGAAGGCGCCCCUGCCGAGUCACUCACUGACCCUCUAAGAGUCGAUUGGCCCAAAGACCGUGUGCUGAUAAACCGAAUAGACAACCUCUGUUCGCUGGUUCUAAUGGGACACUGGCCGUCAGGUCGCCGCUACGUCUCUGACAUUCAGCUCAGUGCUGCAUCUGACGAGCGUGACCUCAGCGAUGACCUGGGUUACCCCCGAGUGGGACGCAAAAGCAACAGUGCCCUAUCUGCAGAAGUACUUGACGGCCAAGAAUCAGAGUUCACAGUAAAACUCCUGAAGGAGGAGGGGCUGAAGCUGACAUUCUCUAAGCAAGCUCUGAUGCCAAACGGUGAAGGGAGUGCACGCAAAAAGCGAAAGGACCACGAGCUGGUAGAUGCUGAAGGGGUUCUCCAUGCUCCCCGCAGGAGGGACCUUCCCAACUGGCUCAAAGAAAACCCAGAUUAUGAAGUGGAGGGAGACAUGCUAGAGUUACUAGUGAACCGGACCAAAAGGAAGAGGAGGAGGAAGAGGAUAGAGAAAGGAGCAGCACUUACUGGCAGUGAGAGAGUGAAGGUCAUAGACAUAAGGACGGGCAAGAAGUUUGGUGGAAUUUACGGGCCUGCACUACAGGACCUGAGAGAGCACCUGGAGGAGAAUCCUGACCACGCUGUAGCACCGGAAUGGUCUGAGACUGUUCGCAAUUCGGGCUUCUUGCCUGAGAGUUUAUUCCACAGACUGUUGAGUCCCCACGCUUCAAUCCCCAAAAAGAAUCACCAUUACCUCUCCACCCCUUCGAUCCAGACUGACGACCCUCUCCUCGGAGGCGGCGAAGGCGAGACGUUAGUUUCCGAUGGCGCUUACAUGAUGGACGAUGAGGACCUGGAAGACGGUGGUCACCUCACGUCAUCUCACCACUUCCUUACUCCAGCCUACGAUGUGAAGAUGGAGCCAAGCGCUCUUGAUAUGGACGGAGGUGACAGUUUGUCACAAGGUGGAUACGAUAGUUCAGACAGAGAGGCCAUUUUGGAUGAUGUCAUCAUGGCACCAAAAAAUUCAGACUCUUCCUCAAGCUCAGAGGAUUGACCAAAUCUCAUGUUAGAUGUAGUAGACCGAGAUCAUGACAGUCUUUUAUUUUAUUAUAUUCUGCCUUCAUUAUUUUUAUAAUUAUUGUUGAUGUUAUUGCUUAAAAUAUGGAGUAACAGAUUUUUUUCUUGGGUUGGAUUUGUACUUGACUGUUUUGCGUAGAUUGAGGAGAUACAGGUGCUGUGUUUUUUUCUUUUUUUCGUUACACCUCAUUCAGCACGUUGUGCAUAAUUCCAGAUGAAAUAUGAAUUUGUCUCACAUACCCACAGUAAGCCCCUUUCAUCCUGUAUUGGCUGGGAAAGGAGCGGUUUGUCUCUCACCCUCAGGCUGAACUGUUUAACAGUGUGCUGGAGGAUCCAUAGUCAUGCACUGAGCUGAGCCAUCGUGGUGCCUCGGUCUGGUUAAGAACAUGGAGUUUUUUUUUUGUUGGAUGUAUAUCUUUUUUUUGUGUGUGUGUGUUGGGGGGUGGGGACAGGGUAGGAUUUGGGGUUUAGGGUUAGUUACUGAAACAAUGUUAGACAGAUGAUGGCUGUAUUGUACAAAGUAGAGUUGGUCCUAUGCCUGCAAUGAUGCAAAAAUUAUGCGUUUAUUCCCGUUUCAAUAACUGACUCCAACUGUCUCUGUGAUAUAAAUAUGAAUAGCAGUCUACAGUGGAAA
Molecule: messenger RNA, 3921 nt
Organism: Rhinichthys klamathensis goyatoka
Lineage: Eukaryota; Metazoa; Chordata; Actinopteri; Cypriniformes; Leuciscidae
Product: chromodomain-helicase-DNA-binding protein 8
Exons: 16
Molecular function (GO): protein binding
Source: RefSeq, a predicted model, not a curated record